AUGCCUCCACUGGCCGAUAUCGCCCAAAGAGCCACCGUCACUGGCCUCGCUGGCCUUGGGAUCUGGGGCCUCUGGCUUACAGGCGCCGUAUGGAAGAGCAGGAGGGGCGAAGGAGCGUUCCCAAAUGAGCCGCCUUCGUCGCUGCCACCUCAAGGCAGCCAAGGCGGGGCAGACCAUCCAAUGCACCAUGACGGGAAGAAACACGUCGUCUGA
Molecule: messenger RNA, 213 nt
Organism: Jaminaea rosea
Lineage: Eukaryota; Fungi; Basidiomycota; Exobasidiomycetes; Microstromatales
Exons: 3
Coding region: 1-213 (70 amino acids)
Source: RefSeq, a predicted model, not a curated record